AUAGAUGAUUGUUCCUGUCUGAAAAAGAAUGUGAAACCGACAAAAGUAUCUUUGCUACUCAGAAUGCUAAGCAGUAUACAUUCAUUUUGAGAUAUUAUUAAAUAGUAUCAAGGAUUUAUGAAAAGAUAUCAUUAUUUUAAAAUAUUGACUGUAACAUGUGUAACAUGCCUCUGACAGUAUUGUUCCUUUUUCUUAUUUCUUUGCCGGUUUACCCUUUUUCUAUUGAGACAAGACCAUCAAACCAAACACUUGGGAAUUACAUAACGGACGCUCAUUAUAAUGUCUUACUGGAUCUCUUUAAUUUAGAAAGACAGGCACGGUUAAAUCUAGAAAAAUACGUUAUUCGGUUAAAUGAGAAGUUUUCGAAAAUGGAAAAAGUUUCCGAACAUACACAAUCGAAACUUAUCAACAUUGAGAAAUCCCAAAUUAAACAAGAAUGGAAAGAGGAGGUCACUUUACUCAAAAAUCAAACGGAUGCCAUCAGUGAAACUUGUGGACAACUGUUUAUUGAUUAUGAAAUUCUCAAAAAGGAUUUUACUUUUAUCAAACAACAGGCACAGAAACUUCAGAAUGAAGUCGUUGAUUUGAAAUACCUUAAGUCGGUUGCACAACUGCAAACUGUUGACACACUAAAUAAUGUGACAAAACGAUUGGAAAAGGAAAUUCAACACACCAAUGAUAAUUUUGAAGUACUUGUAUCUGAGGCAAAUAAAGCACACAAAAAGGAUUUCACUUCUUUGGUAAACAAUGCUGCCCAAAUGAGACAGGAAACGCUGGUUAUUGAAACUAGACUGUGUAAGCGAUUCAGUGAGUUACAUAAUUCAACCAUCUCGUCAUUGGAUAAUCAAAAUGCAGAUUUGAAUCUCAGGAUGCAGAAUUUGAGUACAUUGUUGGAAGGAAUAGAAAACAAAGUUGAAAGUAGAUCGGACUUAAACUUUGCAAACCAAAGCAAAAGAGUUGCCUUGACAGCAUGUGGAGGUGGAACUUACAACGAAGGGGACACUGCAAAGUUCAGCAGUAUCAAAGAAAACCAUGGGAUAAACAGUCUUGAUUGGUUUAAACAAUCUGGGAAAUUUACCUGUGAGGUGGCAGGAAUGUAUGUUUUCUUUGCUAGUAUGAUGUCUAGUUCAAACGAUGGAUAUUUCCAAUGGUUCACAAAUUCACGGUCACAAAGUGGUGUUUAUAUUUCACAUAGACCACCUUCAUAUGAAUCCGGAUCAGGCAUGUUAGCAGUUAAACUAAAUGUAGGCGACACCGUUUCUUUAAAAUGUGAUAGAUCAGAAAUUGUGACUUGGAUGGAGAAUGCAUGGUCAUAUUGGCACUCAUACCAUAUCUUCUUAUAACAACUUUAAAGAUUUUAUGACGUUUUUGUUGUGAUGAACUAUGUGAACAUGAGAUAUGCAUAUUGUGCAUUUUAAUGACUAAUUAUUGGCGUCGUUUAUUUUAAAAAAUAGAUAGAAGGCCAAAUUAAAUACGACGUUGUAGAUGAUGUAAAAUCGAUAAUUCUUUAAAAUGUUUUGCCGAAUUCAGUUAAGGCUUUAUGAAAUAGAAAACAAAAGAUAUGGUAUAAAUGUCGUGUACAAGUUGUAAUUUUGUACAGAUUAUAAAUAAAGACAACAGGAGUA
Molecule: messenger RNA, 1625 nt
Organism: Mytilus trossulus (common blue mussel)
Lineage: Eukaryota; Metazoa; Mollusca; Bivalvia; Mytilida; Mytilidae
Exons: 3
Coding region: 156-1343 (395 amino acids)
Molecular function (GO): protein binding
Source: RefSeq, a predicted model, not a curated record